This is a messenger RNA of Ceratitis capitata (Mediterranean fruit fly), 1815 nucleotides long. RefSeq names its product uridine phosphorylase 1. Gene Ontology annotation, cellular component: cytosol; cytoplasm. Gene Ontology annotation, molecular function: uridine phosphorylase activity. The coding region runs from base 546 to 1580 and encodes 344 amino acids. Lineage: Eukaryota; Metazoa; Arthropoda; Insecta; Diptera; Tephritidae. The transcript is spliced from 7 exons. Gene Ontology annotation, biological process: nucleotide catabolic process; uridine catabolic process. The record is from RefSeq and is a predicted model, not a curated record.
GUUAGUGUUGUACAUUUCGGGUUGUUGGUUGUAAUUGUGUUUUAGUGUACGCUUGGCUGGAACGUUGCUGUAUUUCUCAUAUGCACACGAUAUUUACUAACCAAUUAUAGUGACAAAUUGGUAAAAAAAAAUAUAUAUAUAAUUGCCAUUCACCAGCAAAUUAUACAACGCUAACCAAUUUAAAGUGGUGAAUAAAAGCGAAAAACAAAGAGAGAGAGAAAAAAAGAAAAAAUAGCGUGAAAACGAAGCCGAGCAAAUAAUUAACUGCAAAAAAGUAAGCAUUCAUCAACAAGCGAUAACGGUUAAAUUAGUGUGCGGCAUAAAUCAAAGCUACAUAUAUAUAUAUAUAUAAUAUAAAAUAAAGGAAAAUUGCGGUAUUUCAUCAAUAGUCAUCGAAUAAUAGCAAAAUUUUACAAAUUUAUUGUUCGUCAGAAAAGCUGUUUGUUGGAUUGGUACAUUUGGGUCAUAACUGCCAGGCAAACAAAUUUGAAUAUUUCAUUUAAAUUCAGGAAUAUAAUAUAUAAAUAACAAUACAAAUCGGCAGCAUGUCACUGUUUGGCGGUAACAGUCAUUCCAUUUCCGAAGAAGAAAUCGACGAAUACUCUGAUGGCACCGUUAAGCUGCGUAAUUCCAAUAUCGAAUUAAUGGAUCAAGACAUACUCUAUCACCUUGCCCUGGGUAGUGGCAGUCAUGAUUUGCAGGAAAUGUUCGGUGAUGUUAAGUUCGUUUGCAUGGGCGGAACACCAAAGCGCAUGGAAAACUUUGCACAUUUCAUAAUGUCGGAAAUAGGUUACAAAUUACCCGCCGGUACGAAAUUGGAAGACAUCAGCGCCUAUUCAUAUCGAUACUCAAUGUACAAAGUAGGUCCGGUGCUUUGCGUCAGUCACGGCAUGGGAACACCCUCUGUCAGCAUAUUGCUGCAUGAAUUGAUCAAACUUAUGUAUCACGCCAAGUGUCAAGAUCCUGUAUUUAUACGUAUUGGCACUUGUGGUGGUAUAGGAGUUGAAGGGGGUACCGUUAUCAUCACCGAAGAAGCACUCGAUAGUCAUAUGCGGAAUGCACACGAAUUUACAAUUUUGGGUAAAACUGUACUGCGACCUGCCAAAUUGGACAAGAAGUUGGCACGUGAGUUGAAAGCUCUGGCCAGCGAAGAUGAUCCUUAUGAUACAAUUAUCGGCAAAACUCUUUGUACAAAUGACUUCUAUGAAGGUCAAGGUCGCUUGGAUGGCGCAUUCUGUGAAUUUAGUGAAGCUGAAAAAAUGGAGUAUUUGGAAAUGCUGGGCAGCAAAGGUGUGGUCAAUAUUGAAAUGGAAAGUACCAUUUUUGCUGCACUUACAUAUCAUGCGGGCAUUAAAGCGGCGGUUGUUUGUGUUGCACUGUUGAAUCGUUUGAAUGGCGAUCAGGUCAACGCACCCAAAGAGGUAAUGCAUGAAUGGCAAAAUCGGCCGCAAACACUCAUCUCGCGUUAUAUUUGCAAGACGCUGGCGCUGAAGGGGCAAUUGAAAUCGCUCUCACGAGGCUCCAUAAAAUCACCAAGGCGUUUCAAAUUAGUACAACAAGAGUCACAAGCGCAUGAGUAAAUUCAUCAUGCGCCUUUUUUUUUUUUAAAUAUACUAACGAAUAUACAUACAUACACGCAUAUUAAACAUAUUGACAUAUUGACGAAGAUCACUUGUUGCCAGUUCAACUUGCCAGUCAGAAGCGGUUAAUUGCCGCGCAACACAUUGCACUAGAUAUAAUAUAUAAUAUAAUAAAAACAUGCACAUAUUUAUGAAAAAUAUAUAUAUAUAUAUAUUACAAUUAAUGGCCUAUAUA